Molecule: messenger RNA, 1389 nt
Organism: Mycena citricolor
Lineage: Eukaryota; Fungi; Basidiomycota; Agaricomycetes; Agaricales; Mycenaceae
Source: the annotation of a GenBank genome assembly
AUGAGGUCCCCCGACGACUGCACUCUGUCUAUCCCUCCCGAACUGCUUUCCCGGGUGUUCCAGCUCGCUCAACAUGUGCCGCUUGGGUCGGACUGGGGUGACCGGAAACGGCCCCUAGAAAUGGUCGUCUCGCAUGUCAGUGGGUUUUGGCGAGACGUCGCGCUAGGCACGGGACUACUUUGGCAGCAGAUUAGGGUCGAGCCGGAGUGCUCGAUGGACAGAUUGCGUUUAUAUCUUUCGCGCUCGGGCCCUCAGACUCCGCUGCACCUGCAUUUAAAUCUCACGCCCCGCGCGCCGCACGGGCCCGAAACUCUCGCAGAGAAGCUGGAUCUGGUGUUUCAGCACCUGCAUCGGUGGCAGCGGGUGACAGUCCACGCGCAGAUCGAGUGUGCGGAGGCCCCCUUCAUCGGGCGCCUGUACGACCAGGCGGCACCCAUGCUGGAGUGGCUGGGCCUUUGUGUCCAUGAUGUCGACGCGCCAACGCUCCGGACACUACGCCGCUCUGAUCUGGAGCAGAUCUUGACGCGUGGAUGUCCUCGACUGUCGGUUGUUCGCCUUCGCGGGCUGUCGAUGCACUUUUUCCGGCCCCCGCUGUCUACGAUAACGACUCUCCAUCUGGAACAGACCCGCGACAUCGUCUUGGGCUUCGAGGGGUUCAAGAAUCUCGUGAGCGCGGCGCCGAUGCUGACUCAUCUUUCCAUCCACGACAACAUUGUGAACGACCUGUACGAGGAGCGGUGGCCGUUCCAUCGCGUGAGCAGCGUUAUCGCACAUUCCCUGAUCUCGCUUCGGCUAUCCAUCCCGGCCACGCUGCAGGGUGUCUUCAGCGGUGUGCUCAUCACACUCGAUGCGCCUAAUCUAGCGACACUCAUCCUGAAGGAACCUACGCACGGGGACCUCGACGAAUUCAUCUCCAUGCCUGGAGCGUCCACGAAAUUCCCUGCUCUGCGCUCGCUGACGUUCUAUGACUUCGACUGCAAUUCGGUUGACGAUCUGUGCCAGCUUUGCGCCGUCUUUCCCCUAGUGGAGGAGUUCACACUGAUACACAACACGGUGGAAGUUCCGUCGGUCUUGCUGAUGCUGGCUGAUGAGGGGGGACGACAUCCGGAACCGUGGCCCGCGCUCAACGCUUUACACAUAACGCUGGACGCGAACGAUCUCCCCUUGGUUCGGGACGCGGUGGACCGCCGCCGGAAAGUCGGACGCCCCCUCGAGGUGCUGCGCCUGUCGCCGAGUAUAUUUGAAGACGCAGAGGAUGGGGAUCUGGAUGCGCAGGACGUCCUGGAUUGGCUGUGUGCCAAUGUUCGGGUGGUGGAGCCGCUCAUAUCGAUCGAACGAUGGCCACCGGGCAGUAACGAAGACGAUCCUGACGACACACUCUUCUCAUGA